Molecule: messenger RNA, 2448 nt
Organism: Triticum urartu
Lineage: Eukaryota; Viridiplantae; Streptophyta; Magnoliopsida; Poales; Poaceae
Product: Lung seven transmembrane receptor family protein
Biological process (GO): transport
Cellular component (GO): Golgi apparatus; membrane
Source: RefSeq, a predicted model, not a curated record
CUCGCCUCUUUCCCCACGCCGCCUGCUUCCGGUGAGAAGUAUAGCAGUGAGCUACUCCUACAACGGAGUGACCGAUCUACCACCACCACCCCACACCCACACGCCGCUCGCCCUCGUCUCGAGAUCUCUGGCGCUUCCCAUGAAUCCCCACCCCCUCCGCCUCGGCGCGCUCUUGGCGGCCCUCGUGCUUGCCGCCGGCGGCGGGUGGUGGGGCCGUGCGGAGGCGUCGAUCCACACCUACGGGCGCGAGUCGUUCCGCGAGGUGGGCAACGCUUUCCUCCUCUCCGGCGGCAGCGAGGGCAUCGUCGCCGACGGGGCCGAUCUCGCCGCCCCCGCCUCCUCCUUCAUCAAGUUUGUGAAUGUUACUUUCUGGAGGAACGCAGAAUCAGCAGAAUCACAUGCAAAAAUGGCACAUAGUACAGGCUUGGUGCAAGCUAUUUUAUUUGAAGCAGCUGACAGGGAUAACAUUGGGGGUUCUGCCUAUGGUGGACAGAGGUCCAUUUGUUGCACCCCUGACCUUGCUAAACUAGAGGGCUGCAAACAAGGUGAAGUAAUCAGGAGGCCAUCUUCUGAUGACCCAGAUUGGCCUGUCGUGGUAGAUACACACUUCAGUGCUAAUCACCUUUCAGUGAAGUUGGAUGACGAGGAAGUUCACAUUACAAAGACAGGCAUGUACAACUUGUUCUUCAUUUCUUGUGAUCCAAAACUAAGGGGCCUUGCUAUGAGUGGGAAGACAAUCUGGAGAAAUCCUGGGGGGUACCUACCAGGACGAAUGGCACCUCUGAUGAGAUUUUAUGUUUUCAUGUCGCUGGCAUAUCUGUUAGUCAUGGUUGUCUGGUUUAGCAAUUACAUAAGGUUUUGGAGGGAUAUACUGCCAAUACAGAAUUGGAUCACACUAGUAAUUGCUCUUGGACUGUUUGAGAUGACACUAUGGUACUUUGAGUACUUAAACUUCAACAGCAGCGGUGUACGACCUGUCGGAAUUACAACUUGGGUUGUAACUGUUGGCGCUAUCAGAAAAACAAUUUCCCGUCUACUGAUCCUUUCUAUAUCCAUGGGAUACGGUGUUGUUCGCCCAACUCUAGGAGGGCUCACCUCUAAGGUUUUACUCCUUGGGCUUACAUAUUUCCUGGCUUCUGAAUUACUGGAUAUUUCAGAAAAUGUUGGAACAAUUAAUGACAUCUCAGGCAAAGCAAAGCUUUUCCUUGUCCUUCCUGAUGCAUUUUUGGAUGCUUUUCUCAUACUUUGGAUUUUCACUUCUCUUUCCCGCACUCUCGAGAAAUUACAGGCAAGGAGGAGUUCUGUGAAAUUGGAUAUAUACAGAAAGUUCACAAAUGCACUGGCGGUCUCUGUCAUAGCUUCAGUUGUCUGGAUUGGCUAUGAGGUCUAUUUCAAAGCAACAGAUCCCUUUAGUGAGAGAUGGCAGAGUGCCUGGAUCAUAACAGCCUUCUGGGACAUUCUUGCAUUUGUUUUGCUUAUUGUGAUAUGUUAUUUGUGGGCACCUUCCCAAAGCUCACAAAGGUAUGCAUAUUCAGGCGAAACUGUCGACGAUGACGAUGAUGAGGCUCAGUCUCUGACAAAAGGGUCUGAUGGUGAUGUGGGGAUGGUAAAGAUCGACAAAGACAGAAAUGCUGGUGUUAGCAGUGCUUUCAGCUUGGAAGAUGAUGAGGCUGAAGAGGACAAAAGAGAAUAGUAUUUCUUCCCUUGUUCCUUGUGCCCAGGUACCCCAGAAGCAAGUGGUUUGUUGGAGCGAGAAUGUUCCAUGGGUUCGAGUGUUUUUUUGGUGAUUCGAUGUCCUCUGAUGUUCCUACCUUAGACAGGUUUUGUUGUAGAAGCGUGUGAUUUUUACCCACACCGUGGAAGUGUGAUGACCCGUAUGGGGUGUGGGUCGGUGCUUGACUUUGAAGUGCCAGUGUGACAUUGCCCUCGUCUCGAGAAGGAACCCCAUACCAGAUUAGCGCUGAUGGGAACCGCUGAGGAGCCCCAUCCCAGGUUGGCGCCGAUGGGAACAGCUGGCGAAGCACCUCGUUGUCUUCGGGAGUGAAGACCAGUGUACUGUGAGUUGGACCAUGGCGGAGGUGCCCCUCUUGACCAUACGGUGAUUCAAAAUCGCCUCCCUAAGCAGGGUAGUUUCUGUCAAAUCAGGUGCCCGUGGAAGCUCGGAGAAGACGAGCGUGUAAUCAGGCGCGAAUGCUGGGAGACAGAAUACCAGGUGGAUACGGCUUUCCCGUGGCAGUGUUAGCUUGUACACCAGAUUUCCCACCUUCUGCUCGAUUUCUGGUGGCAGUGCGAGCUUGUACGCCAGACUUCACCUUCUGCUCGACGCCCGGGUGGUUCGUUUACCGUGGACUGGACGUACGACUGCAGCCAUGAGGACACGAUCCCCACGGCAUAUGUUGAAAUUUUCAUGUGCAUGAAUGCAUGUUGUGGUGGGCCUUUUGCCAUGCA